Messenger RNA from Osmia bicornis bicornis, 2132 nucleotides. RefSeq names its product potassium channel subfamily K member 18. Gene Ontology annotation, cellular component: membrane. Gene Ontology annotation, molecular function: potassium ion leak channel activity. The coding region runs from base 812 to 1999 and encodes 395 amino acids. NCBI's taxonomy places the organism in Eukaryota, Metazoa, Arthropoda, Insecta, Hymenoptera, Megachilidae. The transcript has 9 exons. The record is from RefSeq and is a predicted model, not a curated record. Gene Ontology annotation, biological process: stabilization of membrane potential; potassium ion transmembrane transport.
AACGGUAUCUCAGAUCAGGGAAGAAUAUUCUUUAAAUCGCGCUAAUAAUUAAUAAAAAUCUGAAUAAAUUAUGGUACACCAGGCAUGGCUGUUUCUACUGUAACACCUAAUUCAUUAAUCAUGAAAGUGAAUAAAUCCGUAAGAAAGUGUUGAAUGAACGAGGGAAAAUGAUCUACAAGAAGAAAGCAGGGUGCAGCAUGGGUGGACACGUGUCUGUCUCGUCGAACGUGUCGCUCUAAUGAAAUGAAAAACUUCAAUCAAGGGAUAAGAGGUGAAAUCUGAUCGAUCAGGAUUCCUCUUGAUCUUGUCACGUGGCACGGUUUUGACUUUCAACGAUCCUCUUUGGCCGGGUCGUAAACGGUUUCACAAUAGAUUUCGUUAAGCGGUUCGUGGAACGCGUUUUCGAUUCUCCGAGUGAAGCAAGUCGAUACCAGAUACUUGAACGAUAUAAUAGGUAUAUAUAUAUAUGUAAUUCGUGGAAGCAAAAAGGAUGGCAGAUAGGACGGAUAGUAAUUUUCUAUCGCGUCGGGUCAGCGAUCGUCGACUAUAAUCUUGACCUCUAUCCCUUCUUAGCAUUCCAUCCUGUCCUCCCUAUUCAUUUAUCUGGAACGGACUGGUGAAACCGACUGUCCGACUUUAUCUACGAAAAGGGAUCUCUUCUGGGAACUGAAGGGCCGGAAGUGAAUCGGACGUUUCCAAUUGCUCGUUCAGAAUGCUGUUCGUGUAGCCCAGCAAGUUGCUGAAUCGCUCGAGAAAGAAGCGAAGAGUGGAAAAAAAGUAGCAGCAGAUAUCUGAAAUAGUGGCAGGAAAUAUGGAAGGGGAUCGAGCAUCGUACUCGACGUCGAACAGAAACUGGCAGGGUGGAAGUUAUCGUAGCCGCGGCGGAAGGAGAAGAAAACGAAGACGGAAACCGUGGGCCGAGAGGAUAGCUGACUGGACCAGGGCUCUGAUAGCCUUCCUCUUCAGCAACGUCGGUAUAGUGUGCCUGGUGGUUGGAUAUACCAUAGCCGGCGCCUUCCUUUUCACCCACAUCGAGGGUAGAAACAGCAUGGACGUCACCGGGGACGCGAUCAGGCUGAGAAACCUGACAGCUGCCACCCUAUGGGAGCUUACCUCCAAGGAGAACGUGUUCUCCGAGAGGAUCUGGAAGGCUAAAGUGAGAGCGAUCCUAGAGAACUAUCAGAAGAUGCUGGUAACAGCUGUAAAGAACGGGUACGAUGGGUCCGAGGAGAACAAAAGAUGGAGCUUCGCCGGCGCCUUUCUUUAUUCCCUCACGGUCAUCACUACGAUCGGCUAUGGAAAUAUUUGUCCAAAGACGAAAUGGGGCAAAGUGGCGACCAUAGUGUACGCCAUAAUAGGCUUGCCACUUUUCCUCCUCUAUUUGAGCAACAUCGGUGACAUUCUCGCGAAAAGCUUCAAAUGGACGUACGCUCGUUGCUGUCUCUGCAAGUGUCGCAGGAGGACCCACGAAUUCGCAGUCAGGCCUCGACAGGAGGGUGGUGAUGUUAGGAGAAAUCAUUGGCAGAUGAUUGACGCGAAUGGCAGGGAAAUCGAUUCGUUCGACGUGGACAAGAUCUCUUUGGAAAACGACAGGGUGGAAGAGGGUGAUAGAAACGACGAAGACGAAGAGGAUGAUGACGACAGUAGCAGUUACGAUCCGCAACGCGUCACCGUGCCUUUAACCCUUUGCGUCGCGAUAAUGGUUGGAUACAUCUGGGGCGGUGCGAUCCUCUUCUCCGAAUGGGAAGACUGGAACAUGCUGGACGGUUCUUAUUUCUGCUUCGUCUCCUUGUCGACCAUCGGUUUCGGGGACAUCGUGCCAGGUGACAAAAUCUACGCCGCUCAGGCUCUCGAUUUAUCCUUCAUCUUCUGCUCCAUGUACCUGAUGCUCGGAAUGGCGUUGAUCGCGAUGUGCUUCAAUCUAAUGCAAGAGGAGGUGAUUGCAAAGGUGCGCGCAUUCGUGCGUACCAUUAAAUAUAUAUUCAGAUGCGACAGGUGACCAAAGCCGACCAUCAGCCACGUUCUACACCUUCUACCAUGUUUGGCUUGCCAGCGUACCAGAUGGACGAGGCUCGAGGGAGGAUAGUAGAACGAUAGGAGGCGAUCGGUUGCGGCUGCAGCUGCGGCGUCGG